AAUUGCAGAAUUUAAAUGUUAAUAUGCUGACAUUUUUGGUCCACUGAAGACAUGUCCAAUGGUUCAGCCCAAGAGAAACAUAUAUUCUAAUAUUUCAAAUAUUCUCCAAAAAAGUUUUAAAAUUCCUGGUAAAAUAUGCAUUUUUUUUUCUACAUAGAUCUGAAAGGAAUACAAUUGAUUGGAAAUUGUGUAAAAAGUAUUCAUUGUUAUUACACAAGUGCAUUCUUUUUUUAUUUAUUUUUUUAUGUUUUUUUAAAGAGGGGGUGUAACUAUCAGAGUGAAUGUGGGCAGGACAGUGAUUCAUCCAUCACUGAGCUGCAGCUGCAGACACUAACACUCACACCUAAUACACGUAUCAGCAGGCCAUUCAACAGUACAAUGUGAAUAGAAAUAAUAAUCAAACCUAAUUAUCUAACUGACCUAACUCUAUCUAAGGUCACUGUUGCACUUUACUAGCUAUUGUUUUUAUGACAAAAAAAAUAUACAAUAAUAAACGUGCACUGGAAAACAAACAAACAAACCCAGCAGCUGACUGAUGACCACCAAGAAUAAACUGUAUGUACCGUGGGACUGGUCUGGACCAGUCACAGGUUCCCACGACCCCUCCUCCUCCACACACACACACACACACACACACACACACGGAGGCAACAUAGACUCACAGCAGUGAGGGAACACGGGCAGAGCAGCUUUGCACCACUUUCAUAGAGACUGAUAUUUACUACAACAUCUUGAUUCACCCUGAGCAGCAGCAACAACAGUCAGCAGCAACAACAGUCAGCAGCAACAGUCAGAGCAGGGGUGAAACACCUCGUCAAUCUGCUGGUGCUGAGAUUAAAAAAAAAAAAAAAGUAUGGCUGUAGUAACGGAUCAAAGUGGAACAGUGGGAAUUAUCGCGGAACUCUGGCUGAUCGAUCCGGACCAUAUCGUGGGUCCAGUUUUUGACUGGGAUUGACGAGUCAAACAAGCCACAGGAUGACGGCGACCAGUCCAGUCUCCAGCCCCACCUCCUCCCACUCCACCCACUCCUCACCUGCCUGCCUCCCAGCAUGCACCAGGCACUUGAAGAAGGGCCCAGAUCUACAGACCAAAUUACACCUGCGCUCCGCCCCGGGUGUGUGGCUCCUGCUGGGGGUCUUUGUGGUCCUGGUGGGGAUGAGCGUGGCAGUGGCCGGCUACGUCACCACGACGCCCAGGCCCGUGGGCGGCCGUGGCAGCACCCACGCCGAAAGGAUGAAACUGACCGGGCCAGUGGUGAUGGGAGUGGGCCUGUUCAUCUUCAUCUGCGCCGCAACGCUGCUGUACGAGAACCGGGACCGCCGGCUCCGCAGGCAGGAAACGGCCGACGACCUGGAGGGCCUGAAGGGAGGAAACAGCUGGGAGGACACUCUGGAACAGCCCAGCUGGGAGGGCAGGGGUGAGGAGCAGCGGUUCUGGGCCGUACAAGCCCACACACUCCCCCUUUCGAACCAAAACCUGGUGCCGCUUCUCCCCCCUCCCUCUCUGCCUCCCCCUCACAGACACAUCGGUGCCAGCAGACCAUCGCUGAUGCCUUCAGUGGACGCAGGCUGUUUAGAUAAACAGAAGCUGGACAGGAGGGAGGAGACGGAGGUCGUGGGGAGGUCGACGUCCACCCUGCUGGCUCAAGUGCUGCACCACCAGGAGCCGUCUCCUCUCCCUGGUUCCCCCGGCCUCUCCGUCUCUAACUCCUCCAUUUACUCAGACACUUUUAACUCCAGCGAGGUCCACUUCAACAUACGGACAGACCCUCCGCCGCCGCCUCAACCAUAGACACAACAUUCUGUCGCCACAACACGGAACAGGUUGAAGAAAAAAAAAAACUCUCUUGAAUCACUUAAUCUUUUCACAAACUACGACGACUGAGUGUCACCUGAAGUAAUUCACGUGGAACAUGACACAUUUCAACAGCUGUGCACUGUAGAUCACUUCACUGUCCAUCCACUAGUCAGCGCUAUAACACGCAGUUGAUACACAUGGUCAUUUAUACACACACUGUGAGGAAGAGUUUUUAUUUCACUGGACAAACUCAAGCGCAAAAUACCGUCUCAACUCCCAACAAGUGUUGAUGGAGGGGUCAACCUCAGGUCAGACACCCGACUUGUGUCCGAUCGGCCUCACUGAGGUCAGGACAGUCAGUAAGUCUGUGACUGACACAAGAAUAAUAUGAUUCAGAA
This is a messenger RNA of Cynoglossus semilaevis (tongue sole), 2195 nucleotides long. RefSeq lists its product as uncharacterized. Lineage: Eukaryota; Metazoa; Chordata; Actinopteri; Pleuronectiformes; Cynoglossidae. The transcript has 2 exons. Bases 976 to 1791 code for a protein of 271 amino acids. The record is from RefSeq and is a predicted model, not a curated record.